GACUGGACACAUUAAACCCAAGUGGACAUUACGUUUUUUACGCACGAGGUGUGCAGGAGAUUCCGCUUCUCUGUCACCUAAUCAUCGGUCCCGAUCUAUUUUGUGUGAUCUUGUUGUCGGAUAUUUAAGUGUUUUGUAAUUAAAGACUGCCUUCGUUCGGAGAUAUGAUACUCAGGAGAAGUCUCUUCUUGCUGCUCCUACCUACUUAUUUCCUCCAUGCAUUACCUCAAGAUGACGAGCAGGAGGACGAGACGUCGUUCGACCUGUUUGAAAUCAGCCACAUCACUCGCAAGACUCUGGGGGCCAAACAGUUCCGUGGGCAAAACUCCGACAGCCCGGCUUACCGCUUCAUCCGCUUUGACCACCUGCCCCCAGUGAGCCCCCCCAUAUUAAAACAAAUAGUACGUCAGAUCCAAAACAAUGAGGGCUUUGUGUUUGUGGCCACCAUGCGCCAGGACCGGACCUCACGGGGCACCCUGAUUGGUCUGGAGGCCCCCGAUGGCCGGCGGCAGUUUGAGAUCGUGUCCAAUGGACGGGCAAACACUCUGGACUUGGUGUAUUGGGUGGACGGCUCCCAAAAUGUGGUUUCCUUUGAGGAAGUGGACCUGUCUGACUCCCAGUGGAAGAAUAUCACACUUCAUGUACACGGGGAAAAUGCAAACCUGUUCGUGGGCUGCAACCUGAUAGACAGCUUCAUUCUGGACGAGCCCUUCUAUGAGCACCUGAAGGCCGAAGGGAACCGCAUGUAUGUUGCCAAGGGAUCCACUCGGGAGAACCACUUCAGGGGCCUUCUGCAGAAUGUGCGUUUUUUCUUUGACACCCCGGUGGAAGACGUCCUGCUGAGCAGAGACUGCGAGGUGCCUAAACAAGAAUAUGUCAAUAUUGUGAGCGAGAGUACAGAAAUUAUGGAUGUGAGUCCCUCGAUCACUACAAACAUUAUCGGUCAGCAGACAGACAAUCCGGGCGCAGAAAUGUGUGAGCGCUCCUGCGAGGAACUCAGCACCAUGUUCCAGGAGCUCAAAGGCCUGCGAGUUGUCGUUAGCAACCUUAUUGAUGGCUUGCAAAAAGUGACAGAGGAGAACACGCUUAUGAAGGAGGCCCUUGGGAGGAUGAAGAACACUAAAGAGAAAAACAUGUGCUGGCAGGAUGGCCGCCUGUUUGACGAUAAGGAGGACUGGGUUGUAGACAGCUGCACUAAAUGCACCUGCCAGGAGUCCAAGAUUGUUUGUCACCAAAUCACAUGCCCUCCAGUGGCCUGUGCCAUCCCAUCGUUUAUUGACGGCGAGUGCUGCCCCGUGUGUAUGCACAGCGAGGAUGGCUGGUCCCCAUGGUCAGAGUGGACAGAGUGCACUGUCACCUGCGGAACAGGAACUCAACAGAGGGGUCGGUCAUGUGAUGCAACAAGCAAUCCCUGCACCGGACCUUCAAUCCAGACCCGCAAGUGCAGCCUAGGAAAAUGCGACAGCCGUGUUCGCCAGGACGGAGGUUGGAGUUUGUGGUCGCCGUGGUCGUCCUGCUCAGUGACCUGUGGGGAGGGACAGAUCACCAGGAUACGACACUGCAAUGCUCCCGUCCCACAACUGGGGGGUAAAGACUGCGAGGGAAGCGGGAGAGAAACUCAGCGCUGCACCGCCAAACCCUGUCCAGUUGACGGCGGGUGGGGUCCUUGGUCUCCGUGGGCAACUUGUUCGGCAACAUGCGGAGGGGGAGUCAAAAGUCGGGCGCGAGUAUGCAACAGCCCUCAACCGCAGUACGGCGGCAAAAAUUGUAUCGGUGAGACCCAGGACAGUGACGUCUGCAACGUAAAAGACUGUCCUCUAGAUGGCUGUCUUUCUAACCCGUGCUUUGGGGGAGUGGAGUGCAACAGCUCACCAGAUGGAUCCUGGGAGUGUGGACCAUGCCCUGCUGGUUUCCGUGGAAACGGUACCAACUGUGAAGACAUAAAUGAGUGUGACAUGGUGUCGGAUGUUUGCUACAAAGUGAGUGGAACGCAGCGCUGCAUCAACACUGACCCGGGUUUCCACUGCCUGCCCUGUCCGAAGCGCUACAAGGGCACCCAGCCUUUCGGUGUGGGCGUGGAGGCUGCCAAAAAGAACAAACAGGUGUGUGAGCCAGAGAACCCAUGCAAAGACAAUACCCACAAUUGUCACAAAUAUGCCGAAUGCAUCUACAUCAGCCACUUCAGCGACCCGAUGUACAAGUGUGAGUGCAGGACGGGUUACGCCGGAGAUGGCUUCUUUUGUGGCGAAGACUCUGACUUGGAUGGUUGGCCCAAUCAGAACCUUGUGUGCGGUGCCAACGCCACUUAUCACUGCAAGAAGGAUAACUGCCCAAGCCUACCCAACUCUGGACAAGAAGACUUUGACAAAGACGGCCAAGGAGAUGCUUGUGACAAGGACGAUGACAGCGAUGGAAUUCUAGACGAGCGGGACAACUGUCCCCUACUUUACAAUCCUCGCCAGUUUGACUUUGACAAGGAUGAAGUUGGCGACCGCUGCGACAACUGUCCCUAUGAACACAAUCCUGCUCAAAUAGACACAGACCACAACGGAGAAGGGGACGCCUGCGCAGUGGACAUCGACGGAGAUGACAUUUUAAAUGAGAGCGACAACUGCCCCUAUGUGUACAACACUGAUCAGAAGGACACCGACAUGGAUGGAGUUGGCGACCAUUGUGACAACUGUCCAUUGUUGCACAACCCUGAACAGACCGACGUAGACAAUGACCUGGUUGGAGACCAGUGUGACAACAACCAGGACAUUGACGAAGACGGCCAUCAGAACAACCAGGACAACUGUCCCUACGUGGCCAACGCCAACCAGGCGGACCAUGACAAGGAUGGCAAAGGAGACGCUUGCGACUACGAUGAUGAUGAUGAUGGUAUCCCUGACGACAGAGACAACUGCAGGCUGACGCCCAAUGCAGACCAGAUUGACUCUGAUGCUGAUGGAAGAGGGGAUGCCUGUAAAGAUGACUUUGACAAUGACAACAUCCCAGAUAUUCUUGAUGUGUGUCCGGAGAAUGAUGCUAUCAGUGUCACAGACUUCAGAAAGUUCCAGAUGGUCCACUUGGAUCCUAAGGGAACCACUCAGAUCGAUCCCAACUGGGUGGUCCGACACCAGGGAAAAGAGCUGGUUCAGACUGCCAAUUCUGACCCAGGCCUUGCAGUAGGUUUUGAUGAGUUCAGUGCUGUGGACUUCAGUGGAACGAUGUACGUGAACACGGACAGAGAUGAUGACUAUGCGGGCUUUGUUUUCGGCUACCAGUCAAGUGGGCGCUUUUAUGUAGUGAUGUGGAAGCAGAUCACACAGACUUACUGGGAGGACAAGCCCUCCAAGGCCUUUGGCAUCUCUGGCGUUUCCCUCAAAGUCGUCAACUCGACCACCGGCACCGGAGAAAACCUCAGGAAUGCUUUGUGGCACACGGGCAACACUCCUGGACAGGUGCGGACUUUGUGGCAUGACCCCAAAAACAUAGGUUGGAAGGACUACACAGCAUACAGGUGGCAUCUCAUCCACAGACCAAAGACUGGUUUUAUAAGGGUUGUGGUCUAUGAAGGUAAACAAAUAAUGGCCGACUCAGGACCAAUUUAUGACAAGACAUUUGCCGGAGGAAGGUUAGGCUUGUUUGUCUUCUCUCAAGAGCUGGUGUUCUUCUCUGACCUCAAGUAUGAAUGCAGAGAUGAGCUGGAGUUUGCAACUGUGUUCAUAAGAUAACUGAAUCGAGUCUGACAGAAAAAUAACACCAGUGGGCAAAAGACAAGAACCUCUCAAAGUAAACGUCACCUCAGCACUAAUCUCAAAGUAAAUGAGGAUUUGCAUAUUCCCCCAUGCUUGAUCCAUCCAGAGGAGAGGAAACCCUGGCCGAUUUUAGUUUUCCUGUUACGUAUACAUUUUUUAAACUAGUAGUAGAAAAUGCUUUAUUACUUUUUGAGCAGAUUACAUAAUUAUACCCAGUGUGCCUACAUUUUAUAGGAUUCUUUGUACAAUCACUUACUUGCCGUAUAGCUUUCCCUCGGGUUGUUUCCUGCAUCUUAAAUAAUGUAGGAUUUGGGACAAAGAUGCUCACUUGUGGAUUAACAUACAGUGUCUGACAAACAAAGUGCAACCAAAGAAUAAUCCUUUUGCUUUCAAGCACAUUACUAUUUUGCUUCAUCAUUUUCAUUCUGUGUUUUUUGUUUUGUUUUAUUUUUUUAUGGAGAACAAUUUAAAUAAGCCUUUAUAGUAAAUACCAAAGAUGUUUAUACUAAGUCUGUAUUAUAAUUCCUUUUUGUAAAUUAUUUAUGCUCUGCUUGUUGUGUUUGUUAGCAUUUUUUGCAUUUUUUGUAAAUAAUUAUUUAUUUGUUUACACUGACAAAGUGCAUAAUUGUAUAUCACAAACAUCAAGAUAGCACAUUAUAGUAUUGCAAGAUUUUUUUGAUAUGCAUAUCCUUAAAUUGCUAGUUUUUUUAAAUAUUACACCAACUGUAACAUAGAGCGUUGGAGAGGAUAAACAUUAGCUGCUUUAAAGUAAUCCCAUACAUAAAUACUGCAAGUGUUUGUGUAUUUGAUCAUAGCUGCCAGAGGAAGUAGUUGUAGUAGUAUGUGUGUGUUUCAAAAAGCCACUGUUUAUUUUCUUUGCUACCCAGACAGGGCCUCGCUGUUCAUAAAGUGAUAUAUCAUUUGGUAUCAUUUGGAACAUAUUUUAGUAGCUACUUAAGGCUGCUGCAUAGUUUUGCGUCUGCGUCUUUACGGACAGUCGAUGUCAACGGACUCGUUUUAGUUUGUGCUGCAAAGCGAUUCACCUCCAGAACACCAGGUGGAGUUUUUCGUCGAAGACGACCUAGAGAGUGAUGUCUUUGUGUGUGGAAGUCGUUGGGUUUGUUUAUUUAUAUAUCAUGGACUUUUUUUGCCUCCUGCAUCAGCGCUGCUGCUUUUCAUUGCCUUUUUUUUCCCGGGCAUAUUUGUCCCGUAUUUCCCUCCACAACUUUGUGCGCUCCUCAACGUUUGCAGAGAUCUCCCUCCAUGAAUUGAAGGCCAUCCGCGCGUCCUUAUAGCCCGCCAAUGACGCGUUGCACAAGUGGUCAUAUUUACGGAUUCUUCCGACAAAAACUCCUAAAAAAUCUUCGUUUUAAAAAUGGCGGCAUUGUGCUAUGAAACCGGAAAUGUGAGACUGCGGAAAGGAUGUAGUUAGCAGACCAAUCACAGCCUUGCGGCCUUGCGUUUCUCCGAAAAUGCAGAACCAUAAACUAGGCUGCAAUACUCUACGAGGAGUUAAUGAAUGGUCAAUCAAUAAAAGUGGCUGCAAGUUUGGAUAAUGUCACCAAUACCUUACAAAAUCCUGAGACAAUUUUCGUAACACAUCCACUAAAAAGAGGAUUGAUCAAGGUUUUGACAUGAGUUAAGGCAGUUAAAGGUAGUUUAAUACUUAUGAUUGUAGUUUAAGUGUACUAUUAGAUCUAAUGUUCUGUCCGAAGCACCAAAUUUAACGUCAACAGCAGAGGUUGCGGUUCGGAAGUUAGUGAUUGUAUGUGAUGGAGUCGUGAAGAUCCAAUACUGUAAAAAUAUGUUAGGCAAACUAACUUUUCAUUCAUAUGUUAUUCACAAGUAUCACUGAAUGAAACUUGGUUGAAAUGGAAUCAGACUGUGUGACUGUAGCUCGGAUCGAUUUAUUACCGGUCACCUUGUUUUUGUUUCUAUAUAGCAACCGUGUUUUUUCCGUUUUCUAUCUUGUUCAUUUUUUUGAGACUUUGCAAUGCACAAAAUGUACAUUUGUAUCCUCAUGUUGUUAGAUUUACAUUUUCUCCAAACAUUAGUGUGAGGUUAUUUGGUUUCUUGAAUAAAUCUCUUGUACACCA
Molecule: messenger RNA, 5836 nt
Organism: Pungitius pungitius (ninespine stickleback)
Lineage: Eukaryota; Metazoa; Chordata; Actinopteri; Perciformes; Gasterosteidae
Gene: thbs2a
Product: thrombospondin 2a
Exons: 23
Coding region: 165-3716 (1183 amino acids)
Biological process (GO): negative regulation of angiogenesis; cell adhesion
Cellular component (GO): extracellular region
Molecular function (GO): protein binding; calcium ion binding
Source: RefSeq, a predicted model, not a curated record